AUGGCCACUGGCGGUGAGGUCUCAGCAGACGUGAAAACGGUGGCAGACCGGAUGCAGAGCAUACGAGGCCCGAGGAGGCCGGUGUCCGGCGGAUAUGCGGCAGCGCCAGACGUGCCAGAGGUGAACAAGUGGAAGGCGAUCAAAACGCCUGAGGGGCACACUUACUACUACAACUCCAGGACGCGGGAAUCCACCUGGGAGCGGCCGGUCGAACUGGGAGGACCAGUGGUAUACGCAGUUGGUGACGAAGUAGAAGUGUGGAGCAACGGGAUGCGAGCGUGGGGAAAAGGAAAGGUGCAGCAAGUCAAAGAUGGGAAGGUCAUUGCCGAGUUCUCCCUGCGUGACGGGAGUUUUGCUCGCAAGGAGAGUUGCCCUUGCAGCACAAAGACCUGCGGCCGAUCUCGGAUGCCAAAUCCGAGUAUACGACGGAAGAGCAGGAGGCGUACCAGAAGUGGUUCGCCGCCAUUGAAGGAGGCUCUUCGGCCUCGAAACCCGCCAAGCCCAGCGCGCAGUUCCUCUGGAAGUCUGGGCUGCCCCGGGAAGCCUUGA
Effrenium voratum is the source of this 549-nucleotide messenger RNA. Lineage: Eukaryota; Dinophyceae; Suessiales; Symbiodiniaceae. The record is from the annotation of a GenBank genome assembly.